AAGCCGCAGCCGCCGCCGUCCCUUCCUCGUCCCCGCCCGCCGGGUGCCGUCGGAGGUUGACAGGUCGAGGCAGGGAGGCGGCGGCGGCGGCAGAGCCGGGCGCUCGAGACGGAGACCUCAUGGGGAACGCUCCGAGUCACAGCAGUGAAGACGAGGCGGCAGCCGCCGGGGGCGAGGCCUGGAGUCCGCACCAGGACUGGGCCAAGGACUCGGGGACGACCCCCGGUCCGGGCCCCGCGGCCCCGGCGCUACCUCCCGCCGCAGCGCUACUGGAGCCGGCCCGACUGCGAGAGGCGGCGGCUGCGCUGCGGCCCGCGCCGCCCUACGAGUCUCUGGUGUCUAGGCACCACGGCGCGCUGUUGCGCUGGCUGGAAGAGCGGCUGGGCCGCGGCGAAGAGUCCGUCACCCUGGAGCAGUUCGGGGAGCUGCUGGAGGCUCGUGGCGCCGGCUUCUCGGGCGAGCGGUUCGAGGAGGCCUUUGCUCAGUUUGACGCCGAGGGUGAUGGUACCGUUGAUGCUGAGAACAUGUUGGAGGCUCUCAAGAAUUCCAGUGGAGCUAAUCUUCAAGGGGAGCUGAGCCAUAUCAUCAGACAGCUGCAAGCCUGUUCUCUUGUUCCAGGUUUCAUAGACAUAUUUUCAGAGUCCAAGGAGGGCCUGGAUGUUCACUCGUCAAUGAUCCUGCGCUUCCUGCAUCGCAACCGGCUCUCUAGCACCGUCAUCCCCUACCCGAUGUUGGACCACUGCAAUAACAUGAGCACCAUGAGGGCUUCUGUUCUGAAGGACUCUCUGGAUCAACUGGUACAAAAAGAAAAGGAGAGCCCUGGAGAUCUAACUAGAAGUCCAGAGAUGGACAAACUCAAGUCAGUAGCAAAGUGCUACACUUAUAUAGAAACAUCCUCCAACCCUGCAGACAUUGACAAGAUGACAAAUGGAGAAACGUCAUCAUACUGGCAGUCAGAUGGCAGUGCCCGCUCACACUGGAUUCGUUUAAAAAUGAAGCCAGAUGUUGUGCUUAGGCACCUGUCCAUUGCAGUGGCUGCCACUGACCAGAGCUACAUGCCGCAGCAGGUGACUGUAGCUGUGGGGAGGAGUGCCAGCGAUCUUCAGGAAGUCCGCGACGUGCACAUUCCCAGCAAUGUCACUGGCUAUGUGACACUGCUGGAAAAUGCCAACAUCAGUCAGCUCUAUGUCCAGAUUAACAUAAAGCGUUGUCUUAGUGAUGGAUGUGACACUAGAAUUCAUGGUCUGAGGGCUGUUGGCUUUCAGAGAGUCAAGAAGUCUGGGGUCUCAGUCUCAGAUGCUUCUGCAAUAUGGUAUUGGUCUCUGCUGACAUCUCUGGUGACGGCUUCCAUGGAGACAAAUCCCGCCUUUGUCCAAACAGUGCUACGCAACACUCAGAAGGCACUGCAGCACAUGCCUCCACUUUCCCUCUCACCAGGAUCUACAGAUUUCUCAACUUUCCUGUCUCCCAACGUUCUGGAAGAAGUGGACAGCUUCCUCAUAAGGAUAACUAGCUGUUCUUCUACUCCAGAGGUGGAGCUGACUCUUCUGGCUUUUGCACUAGCAAGAGGGAGUGUUGCCAAAGUGCUGAGCUCUCUGUGUACUGUCACUGACCACCUGGACACACACUAUGAUGCCUCAUCCCUCAUCUCAUCCAUGGCAUCAGUCAGGCAGAACCUGCUCCUUAAAUAUGGUAAACCUCUGCAGUUGAUUCUUCAGGCCUGUGAUGUCAAGGGAAAAGAAGAGAAGUCAGGACCUGAAAACCUCCUUGUUGAGCCGUGGACGAGGGACGGUUUUCUUACAGAGACUGGAAAAACCAGAGCAAGUACUAUUUUUUCUACAGGAACUGAAUCUGCCUUUCAAGUUACUCAGAUCAGAAUUAUGGUUCGACGUGGUGGCAUUGGUGCCCAGUGUGGGUUGGUGUUUGCCUAUAAUUCAUCUUCUGAUAAAUUUCAUGCAGAAGAACACUUCAAAAGGUUUGAAAAAUAUGACAAAUGGAAGCUUCAGGAAUUCAGGCAAUUUGUAAAAAGCAGGAUUGGUUGCCCGUCUGAUAACCUUGGCGAGGAUGAUCCUAUUGGCUGGUUUGAGCUGGAGGAAGAGUGGGAUGAAGCAGAUGUCAAGUUGCAACAGUGCAGGGUUGCCAAGUAUUUGAUGGUGAAGUUCCUCUGCACCCGCCAGGAGUCGGCAGAGCGCCUGGGAGUACAAGGCUUGAGCAUCAGUGGGUACCUCCGGCCCGCGAGGGCAGAAGCAGAGCAGAGCAUCGUCCGUACUCACUGCAGAAAGGGCGUGGAGGAGAGCGUCUGUGGGGCCACACUGCUCCUCAGGACCCUUCAGUUCAUCCAGCAGCUCGCCCACGACCUGGUACAGCAGAAGGAAAGUGGCUUAAAAUACAGAUCUUUUCUGGACUUCACGGGUCUUGAUUUGCAGAUCUUCUGGGAUUUUUACAGUAAAUUAAAGCAAAACCCAAGGGAAGAAUGCAUCUGUGCCCAAACCCUGCUUCUGCAGCUCCUCCAGAGCUGUUUCUCCGUGCUGCAAGGAGAUGUGUUGGCCACCUCUGAGGACGCCAAGGCUCCAAGCAUGAGCCGUAGGCGGGUAGAGGCCGCCAAGGAGCUCUACACACACCUGUGUGAUGUGGUGGAUAGGGUGGAUGGAGACUCUGCACCCAUGGAAAUAUUGAAACAAGAAGUCAGGAAUACCCUUCUUAAUGGGGCUGCCGUCUUCUUUCCUGAUCGACAGACCCGGCGGGACCAUCUCUUCACCAUGAUGAAGAAUGUCACUGAGCAGGAACACAAGCAGUCCCUGCAGCUCACUUUCCGCUCACUCUGCACGUAUUUUAGUGAUAAGGAUCCAGGCGGCCUUCUGCUGUUACCUGAGAAAGGCGACCUGGCCGACACGGACAUCAGUGAAGUGCUGGCCGUCAUGAGCACUCUGCUCUCUGUUGCUGCUCGAGAGUGUGAGCUGCUGAUGGUCGAUGGGGCCCAAGGGGAGGUGGGCUCUGUGCUCUUCUCCCUGUUCUGGUCUGUCCAAGGCAGCCUGCUGUCCUGGUGCUACCUGCAGCUGAAGAGCACAGACUCUGGAGCCAAAGAUCUUGCCGCUGACCUUAUUGAAAAAUAUGUGGGACAGUUUCUGGCAUGCAUGAGAGUGAUUUUGGAAUCCCUUUUGUCACAGUAUAGCGGGAAAACUGUAGUAGAAAAAUUAUGUAAUUCGGUGUUUUCAAUGGCAGCUCGUCAACUGGUGAUCUUUCUGCUGGACUUUUGCACGUUAGAUAUUUCACACUGCACGCUCUUGAGAGAGUUCAGUGCCCUGACAGAGCUGUUGAAGGAGCUCUGCAGUGACCCUGAUGGAGGACUGAACAAGCUGGAUGUGGAGACUUGGCAACAGGAACGUCCUGUGGUGUUACAUACGUGGACCAAGGAGUCUGCUCACAACUAUGAAAAUAACUGCCAUGAGGUGUCUGUCUUUGUUAGCCCAGGGGCAACCUAUUUUGAGGUAGAAUUUGAUGAGCGAUGUGAAACUGAGAAAAGGUAUGAUUAUCUGGAAUUUACCGACGCUAGAGGUGGGAAAACACGCUAUGACACAAAAGUCGGCACUGAUAAAUGGCCCAAGAAAGUGACCUUUAAGGCUGGUCCCCGGCUGCAGUUUCUCUUUCACUCUGACAGCAGCAACAAUGAGUGGGGCUACAAAUUCACCGUCACUGCCUAUGGCCUGCCUGAUGUCGCCGUGUCUUGGGGCUUGGAUUUACAGCUCCUUGUUUCCCGGCUGAUGGGACGCCUCGCUUCCCAGUGCAUGGCACUCAAAUCCGUGCAUCAGUUAGGAAGUAACAUGGCAAUACCUCAGGCAAAAAUGGCAUUAGUCCUAAACUCCCCCUUGUGGAAACCUGUGUUCAGGCACCAAAUAUGUCCAGAGUUGGGAUUAGAAGCAAGCUGGCCCACUCACCCACCCCAGGAUAAUAAGGAGGUUAAGAACAUCCCUGAUGAUCCCUGCCACCAAUUUCUUCUUGACUUUGCACAGUCAGAUCCUGCCCAGAACUUCUGUGGGCCAUAUUCAGAACUUUUCAAAGGAUUCAUACAGGCAUGUAGAAAACAGGCCCCAAAGACAGAUAUAGUUGCUGGUUCCACUAUUGAUCAAGCUGUGAACGCCACCUUUGCUGCUCUGGUGUAUCGCACUCCAGAUUUAUAUGAGAAGCUGCAAAAAUAUGUAAACAGUGGGGGCAAGACAGCCCUGAGUGAGGAGUUCGCACAGGUGUAUUCCUUGGCAGAUGGGAUUCGAAUAUGGAUGUUAGAGAUGAAGCAGAAGUCCCUGAUGAGCCUGGGGAAUGAGGCAGAAGAACAACGCGGGCCAGAAGCUGCUGAGGUGAACCCCGAGAGCCUGGCGAAAGAGUGUAUUCAGAAGAGUCUUCUACUACUGAAAUUUUUGCCCAUGGGUGUAAGUUCAAAAGAAGGCUGUGACAAGUUGGUGGCUGUAGAUGACACAGAUCAUCUGCGGCCACUGGACAAGCGCCAGAGGACAAGCUCUGUGGUGGAAGAACAUUUCCAAGCCUCCACAUCUCCCACCAAAGCAGCGCCCCCUGCUGUGGAAGAUAGGAGUCCUGGCUUGGAUGUCCAGCCCACGCUGCCGCCCAGCAGUGGUGCUCCUGCCACGGAAGUGUCCUCUGCCACAGCCGAAGAGCCCUCAUCACCUUCCACUCCCACCCGGCGGCCUCCCUUCACCCGGGGGCGGCUCCGGCUGCUCUCCUUCCGCUCAGUAGAGGAGGCCAGACCGUUGCCCACAGUGAAAGAGAAGUACCCUGUGCUGAAGGAUGCCAUGGACUUCAUUAAAGAUCAGUCACUCUCCCACGAGAGUGUUGUAAAGGUUCUUUCCUUGAGGAAGGCCCAAGCCCGGAGCAUCCUCGAGGUCCUGAGGAUCAUUCAGUGUUGUACAGAGUCCCUUGGGCAGCCUCACUGCUUCCACCCACCUUUCAUACUUUUCCUGUUGGAGCUUCUGACCUGCCAGAAAGAGUUUACCAAUUAUUUUGGACACCUGGAGGGCUGUGGUGCAGAUCUACACAAAGAAAUUCGAGACACUUACUAUCAGUUUGUUCUGUUUUUGGUCAAAGCAGUUAAAGGGUUUAGUAACGUAAACGACAGGUCCUUGCUGCCUGCCUUGUCCUGUGUCCAGACGGCCCUGCUUCAUCUUUUGGAUAUGGGCUGGGAACCCAGUGAUCUCACCUUCUUUGUUGACAUUCAGUUACCAGAUCUCCUCAUGAAAAUGUCACAAGAAAAUAUAAGUGUCCAUGACAGUGUGAUCAGCCAAUGGAGUGAAGAAGAUGAGCUUGCUGAUGCCAAGCAGAAUUCAGAAUGGAUGGAUGAGUGUCAGGAUGGCAUGUUUGAGGCCUGGUAUGAAAAAAUAGCCCAGGAAGAUCCAGAGAAGCAGAGGAAAAUGCACAUGUUUAUUGCUCGCUACUGUGACGUGUUAAACGUGGACAUCUCUUGUGAUGGGUGUGACGAAAUUGCCCCCUGGCAUCGCUACAGGUGUCUGCAGUGCAGCGACAUGGAUCUCUGCAAGACUUGCUUCCUAGGUGGGGUGAAGCCUGAGGGCCACGGAGAUGACCACGAAAUGGUCAACAUGGAGUUUACAUGUGACCACUGCCAGGGUUUGAUCAUAGGCCGGAGGAUGAAUUGCAAUGUGUGCGAUGACUUUGACCUUUGCUAUGGAUGCUAUGCGGCCAAGAAAUAUUCCUAUGGCCACUUGCCUACCCACAGUAUCACUGCCCAUCCGAUGGUGACCAUCCGGAUCAGCGACCGGCAGAGGCUCAUCCAGCCCUACAUCCACAACUACUCCUGGCUGCUCUUCGCCGCCCUGGCUCUCUAUAGUACCCACCUGGCCAGCGCCGAGGACGUGGAUGGUGAAAAGCUGGAUCCCCAGGCCCGCAGCAGUGCUGCCACCCUGCGGAGCCAGUGCAUGCAGCUCGUCGGGGACUGUCUGAUGAAGGCUCACCAGGGAAAAGGUCUUAAAGCUCUAGCUCUUCUUGGUAUAUUGCCAGACGGUGACUCUACUUCAGAAAAGCAGGCCCCACCAGUCGCUGUGCCCACCCAAACAUCAGAGGAGCAGCCAGAGAAAAAAGCCAUCCAGGCUGCUGUGGAGCCAGCCGAUGCAGGCCCAUUUGUGCACCGCAGUGGGAAGAGGGAUGCCCCUAAGGAAGUCAGACCUUUAGACUGCAAGCAGAGGAGCAAGGCAGGGGGAGCUGCAUCGUUACUGAAGGGUCCUUCCUGCCAGACGCAGAUUUCAGACUCACCUGCAGAUGCCUGUGCACCUACAGAACUUCCAGAUGCUGAAAAUGCAGAAGCAUCAUCUCAGAAGCCGAUCGAGGAAAAGGCAGUUACUCCAAGCCCUGAGCAGGUGUUUGCUGAGUGUUCCCAGAAGAGGAUUUUGGGAUUAUUAGCAGCCAUGUUACCUCCCUUAAACUCGGAUCCCACAGUCCCCCUGAUAGACCUGGAGCACGUGCUCCCACUCAUGUUCCAGGUCGUCAUCUCAAAUGCAGGCCACCUGAAUGAAACGUAUCACCUCACCCUGGGUCUUCUCGGCCAGUUAAUCAUCCGCCUUUCACCAGUGGAGGUAGAUGCCGCAGUGACCAAGGUCCUCUCGGCCAAACACAACCUGUUUGCAGCAGGGGACAGUUCCAUUGUGCCAGAUGGCUGGAAGACCACCCACCUGCUCUUUAGCCUGGGAGCUGUGUGUCUGGACAGCCGCGUGGGCUUGGACUGGGCCUGCUCCAUGGCGGAGAUCCUGCGGUCACUCAACAGCGCCCCCCUGUGGCGUGACGUCAUUGCCACCUUCACAGACCACUGCAUCAAGCAGCUGCCCUUCCAGCUGAAGCACACCAACAUCUUCACGCUGCUGGUGCUGGUCGGCUUCCCCCAGGUCCUCUGCGCGGGGACCCGCUGUGUUUAUAUGGAUAAUGCCAACGAACCACAUAAUGUGAUCAUCUUGAAGCACUUUACUGAGAAGAACAGGGCUGUGAUCGUCAACGUCAAAACCCGGAAGAGGAAAACAGUGAAGGACUACCAGCUGGUCCAGAAAGGAGGAGGACCGGAAUGCAGCAACUCUCAGGCCCAGCUGAGCCAAUACUCCCAGCACUUUGCCUUUAUUGCCAGUCACCUUCUGCAAACCAGCAUGGACAGCCAUUGUCCCGAGGCAGUGGAAGCAACUUGGGUCCUGUCCUUGGCCCUCAAAGGAUUAUACAAAACACUGAAGGCUCAUGGUUUUGAAGAGACCCAUGCUACCUUCCUUCAGACUGAUUUGCUGAAGCUGCUGGUGAAAAAGUGCAGCAAAGGGACCGGCUUCAGUAAAACGUGGCUCCUCCGGGACCUGGAAAUAUUGUCCAUCAUGCUGUACUCCUCAAAAAAGGAGAUCAGCACUUUGGCUGAGCAUGGAGAGCUGGAGCUGGAUGAGCGAGGUGACCAGGAGGAAGAGGUGGAACGGUCAGUCAGCAGCCCGGGUGAGCCGGAGCAGAAAAAGCUGGACCCUCUCGAAAGCCUGGAUGAGCCCACCAGGAUAUGUUUCUUGAUGGCUCACGACGCCCUCAAUGCCCCUCUGCACAUUCUCCGGGCCAUAUACGAACUGCAGAUGAAGAGGACCGACUCUUUCUUCCUGGAGGUUCAGAAGAGGUUUGACGGGGAUGAGCUCACCACUGAUGAAAGAAUACGGACCCUGGCUCAGAGGUGGCAGCCCAGCAGGAGUCUGAGACUGGACGAGCAGAGCGCCAAAGCUGUGGAUACAGACAUGAUUAUCUUACCAUGCUUGUCCCGGCCCGCACGCUGUGACCAGGCCACCACGGAGUCAAACCCUGUGACCCAGAAGCUGAUCUCCAGCACGGAGAGUGAACUGCAGCAGAGCUACGCCAAGCAGCGGCGCAGCAAGAGCGCCGCCCUCCUGCACAAAGAGCUCAACUGCAAGAGCAAGAGGGCUGUGCGCGACUACCUCUUCCGCGUGAACGAGGCCACAGCAGUCCUGUACGCCCGCCAUGUGCUCGCAUCCUUGCUCGCUGAGUGGCCAGGGCACGUGCCAGUGAGCGAGGACAUCCUGGAGCUGAGCGGCCCUGCCCACAUGACCUACAUUCUGGAUAUGUUCAUGCAGCUGGAAGAAAAGCACCAGUGGGAGAAGAUACUGCAGAAGGUGCUCCAGGGCUGCCGAGAGAGCAUGCUAGGCACCAUGGCCCUGGCUGCCUGCCAGUUCAUGGAGGAGCCAGGAAUGGAGGUGCAAGUGAGGGAGUCGAAACACCCGUAUAACAACAACACCAACUUUGAGGAUAAAGUUCACAUUCCUGGUGCAAUCUACCUCUCAAUCAAAUUCGAUCCUCAGUGCAAUACAGAGGAGGGCUGUGACGAGCUAGCCAUGUCCAGCAGCAGUGACUUUCAGCAGGAUCGACACAACUUCAGCGGGUCUCAACAGAAAUGGAAAGAUUUUGAGCUUCCAGGAGAUACUCUGUAUUACCGCUUCACCUCUGACAUGAGCAACACCGAGUGGGGCUACAAAUUCACUGUGACAGCUGGGCACCUGGGGCGAUUCCAGACAGGAUUCGAGAUUUUGAAGCAGAUGCUGUCAGAGGAAAGAGUUGUGCCGCACCUCCCGUUGGCCAAAAUUUGGGAAUGGCUGGUGAGCGUGGCCUGUCGCCAGACUGGUCAUCAGCGGCUAAAAGCCAUCCACCUACUCCUGAGGAUCGUGCGAUGCUGCACCCACAGCGACCUCUGUGACCUCAUGCUGUUGAAGCCCCUGUGGCAGCUCUUCACCCAGAUGGAGUAUAGCCUGUUUGAGGACGUGACACAGCCUGGCAUCCUGCUGCCCCUGCAUCGCGCCCUUACCGAGCUCUUCUUUGUCACUGAGAACCGCGCCCAGGAGCUCGGCCUGCUGCAGGAUUACCUGCUGGCCUUAACCACCGACGACCACCUUCUGCGCUGCGCGGCGCAGGUACGCCCUCCCCGGGCGGCCGAAAUUCCCCCGGCACCCGUGCAGACUCCACCCCAGCUUUACACGGAGCUCUGUUCCCAGUCAGCCACUUCCUACUGGUGUCACAGACAGCAACGGAGCCCCAUUUAUCAGUGUCGUUCGUAUUAAACUGUGGGGUCAGUAGACACUAGCAAGAAUUUGUGGCUUUUAAACCAGAACAACCAGUGCCUUAAAUUUAUAGUUUGGCUGAUCCCUGAAGUUUCCAUAGAGGAUUUCAGAUAUUUUUGGAUGUAACUUUCUUCCCUGGUAGGAGAACUCCUCUCUGACAGCUAUUGGGUCUCAGGGCCCCUUUGUGCUUUUAAAUUACUGAGGAUCCCCAAAAGCUUUUGUUUAUGUGCGUUAUAUAUAUUGAUAUAUACUGUUAGAAAUUAAAUUAGAUUUUAAAUUUAGAAAUUAAGUUAGAAAUUAAAUGCUAAACACUUAUCAAUUUGUUUUUUAAAAUAAUCUCAUUCUAUUUAAUACUACAGUUGUGAAAAACAACGGUAUUUUUCAAAACAAAAUAAUUUUUGAGAAGGGUAGAGUUGUGUUCCAUUUUUGCAGAUCUCUUUAAUGUCUUCCUUAACAGAAGACAGCUGGAUUCGCAGAUCUGUUUCUGCUUUCAGUUGUUCUAUUAUCACACAGCAGCCUCUGGAAAACUCCACUGUAUACUCGUGAGAGUAUGAAAGUGAAAAAAGAGAAAUAAUGUCUUGGUAUUAUUAUGAAAGUUGUUUCCACGACACGGAGCCCCUGAAAGGGUCUGGGGAACCCGCAGGCUCCAGACUACAUUUUGAGAACCUUAGGCUCACAGACUCCUUGAACAUCGUAGAGUGUGUGGUCUGCGUCCACAGUGGACAGAUGGGGACACGGAGGCUCAGAGAAGGGAAAGAUUUGCCCGCAGUCUCACUUGAGGGGCAUCCAGCUGGGACUCCCGGCCAGCGCCCUGCACUCUGUUCCUGGCAAGUUUUCUCAGUGAACCUACGGUCCUCCUACAAAAAAGGGUCAGAGUGCCUGCUUAGAAGCGGGCUUCCCCAUCCACUACAGAGGGGUUUGUGUGAAUCGUCCUGACCCCGAAGGCAGAGUGGAAACUCCCUCCCCUCCCGACGGAUGCCUGCCAGCCCUGCCAUCACCACCCGUGGUGUCCCGAGGUUUCACACAGUGAAAUCUUGACAUUUGACCGUUUUGACACCGGAAGCUUUGACACCGCAUCACAUAUUGCUGUGGCUCCUCCCUCACCUGCCGCUGUGUCCGGUCUCCUAAUCCUCAUUCUGACCCUCCCUGCAGCCUGUCCACUUUGCUGGACCAGCGCUCUGCUUCUUCUCCCUGCUUCCGCCUCUUCCUUCCCCAGCCCCUGCCCCGGGCUCCUGCUGCCUUGGCUUGGAGACCAGCCUUGGCCUGGCUCCAGGGCGUCUGUCUUCCCAGCAUUGCUUCCCGGGGGGGGGGCCCCCACUGGCUGUUUGUUUCUUCCCUUCUGCACUUUUGUGCUGCUGUCCCCAUUCCCUAAACAGCUUUCCCAGACCCCCCAGCAGAUGUGCCCUCUGAGCCCCCAGAACUGCACCUGCUCCUCUCUCGGGACAGUGAUGAUUCUGCCUACAUUUGGAGUUUCCAUGUGGACUUUCUUGAUAGCUUUGUCCUUCGCUCUAGACCGUGGUCCCCCUGGUGAGGGGAACAACAUCUGGCUCGCGUCUGCCUCUCCCCUUCCCUCCUCAGGUGCUCAGCUGAGGGUCUUGUUCUGUCAGCAGUUAGUGACCCAGCAGGUGACCGGUUCUUGACGUUGGUGAUGACUCUUUCUCCCUCCACAGGCUCUGCAGAACAUUGCUGCUAUCAGCCUGGCCAUCAACUACCCAAACAAGGCCACCCGCCUCUGGAAUGUUGAGUGUUAGCCCUUGGUAUGGUGUGCAUGGAACUAGCUAAUCUGUCCACAAGGAUCUUAGAGCAGAUGUCUAAACUCAUUCGGGAAGAUUCCUGUGGCGUUGGUGCCUGGCUCUCCUUGAGCUCCCCCUUCCACCCCAACUAGAAUGCCAAGCCGCCAUGUCUCCGAGAACUUCCCGUGUCACAGGCCAGGCACCCGCACGUACCAUAGCAUGUGAGAAUAAGCAGACCAGUGCAAAAUUAUUCAGAAAGGGCAGGCAGCAGGCCCUUGAGAAGGUUGUUCAGAGGCCAGCCUCCUCCAGGGUCUGUCCCUGCAGAAGCCACAGCCCCAAGAAGACCUGGCUGCAGCCGCUCUGGAAAGGAAUCUGUCUCCGUUGAGCUGGAACUGCCUGCACUUGACCUUCAGGGGAAGACAGGGUCUGCCCUGAGCCACCUUUCUCAGCAGGACCUCCAGCAGCAGCCUGGGAGCUCCUCCUUUGCUUUUGCUUCUUGAGACUGGGUCAUCCAAACCAAAACCAGUGAGAGCCCCUCGGGGCUGCCACCUGGUCCCCACCAUUCAGUACGGAACCCACUGCCGCACUGGCCCCCUGCAUAGCCUCGGCCGUCCCGGAGAAAUCCUUGGUGAGAACAAGUGCCCUUGGGAACAGCCAGCAGGCCGCCGUGCACGUCCACCCGUGCCCUGCUCCCAGCACAGCUGCGUUGUUUUAACAUAUUUCGGUUCCCACCUCAUGUUCUUAGAAAGAACCACACCAACUCCCUUGAGAGAAGCUCGGGGGCCUGACCAGUGGAUCGGUCAUUCCGGGGGACAAACUGGUUUGUGUGAAAGUAGCAGAACUUGAAGAAUACUCUUUAGCUUCUGUACCUAAAGAUUUGAAAUGUAAUCACAGGAUAUCUUACCUUAGAAGUAAAAACAAACAAAACCCCAUGAUUGUAUUUCUGCUCCACGGUCGUGGUAGUCCAUCACGUCCACCUCUGGGACUCUCCGUGGUUACUUGGCUGUCACUUGUCUGGCAAUAACUACAUUAGUUCUAAUGAAUGCUGUUUUCCACAUUUUUUUUUAAAUGGUUGUAGUCUUGCUCUGAAGUGCUGAUUACUAUUCUCUUUCCAAAGCCACGCUUUGGAGUGUGAGGCUGGGUUGGCACCUGUGCCAUGGAUAAGCCUCAGUGGGACUCGCCAUUUGAAGAAUGUUUGAGCCAGCUGCCAUUUAAGGGCGGGGGUCUGGGCCCGAGCAUGUCCCCCCACACAGGGCCAAACCCAAGGAAGGCUCAUCAUACCCAGGGCCAAGUUGAGCAGAUCAGCACUGCCAUGGCCUCGGAAGCCCCCUCUGCAGGGCCCAAGACUCCUGGUCCCAGGAGCAUCUCACCACAAGAGCACUUUUGCCUUCUGGGUCAGGAGGCCAAGGUGCAGCGACCUUCUGCAGCCCUAGAAUUGGAUUCUCAGCCCAGCCCCAAGCUGCAUGUGGAGCCAUUAUGGAGGGAAGAAUUCAAAGGAGACAGAAACAAACAGGACAGGUCCUGAAGCUCGGUGACCUGAAGCCCAUCACCCUGGUGUCGGAAAGGCCCGGGCAUGGCCUGGUGUCCCACGGUGUUGAGGUGUGAGGCGCUGCUGGCUUGGUAGAAGCCGCUUUCUCAUCUUUUGUUCUGCCUGCAUCCCCAGAGAAGGGCCUACACUCCGUACCACCCAGACCCGGGUGGGUCUCGCAGUGAGGAGGGAAAUCACAGAGAAGCGCCGUGCUUGGGAGGAGAGGUCCCUACUGCGGGCUCGGGCUCACUGAGGGGCUCCACGGAAGGUCAGCAUGGAGAUGGUGCACUCACUGCUUACCCUCGCCAUGCCCCCCACCUCCCCGAUACCCCUCCGUGCCUCAAACUGACAGCAGCCACCAGCUUUGCUCCCCAUGCUCCCUCCUGGAAGAUAAACUGUAAAUAAACUCUGGACUCCUCAUAGCUUCUCUGUGUACACCACCCUUGCUAUUCUGGUCUCUCUGUGUUCAGUUUGCACAGAAUAAGCCUCGGUUUCCCCUUCACACACAACUGCUGCUCUCUCCUGGGAGGGCCCUGCCUGGCCCAGCUCCCCUGCAUCGCACCCGCCUCUGCUUCCAGCCACUGGGUGGCGCCGCUGAGCCAGGCCCCGCUCCCCUGGUCCCCAGCUGGGCCAACAGCAUCCGAAAGCGCGAUUUCCAUCAAGACCAACAUCCCUCUGAUCCUUCUUAGGCAGGACUGCCUGGAAUGAGAUAAAACUGGCAGGAAUGAAGGUGUUGUGGAAACAUGUGCCUAAUCUAUAAAGAAAUCUGUUCCAAACCAUGUAUAUUGUACAGACAGACGCUGUUCCUAAUGAGGAGUGACUUAUUUUCAUCAUCGUUUUUAAUUUGUUUUCUUACAGGUUUACGAUUUUGAAUUUUUCUUAUUUGGUUGAAGGAAAGAAUUUUGAUUAUAUCAGCUGAGUAAGUUCAGCCUGUAUAAAGGAUGUUAAGUUGUGGGUAAAAUAUGCAAAUGAAGAGAAAUAUAUUGUACAAAUUCUAUAUAAAAAGGUA
Globicephala melas (long-finned pilot whale) is the source of this 13362-nucleotide messenger RNA. It is a transcript of the gene ZZEF1, whose product is annotated as zinc finger ZZ-type and EF-hand domain containing 1. The record is from RefSeq and is a predicted model, not a curated record. Gene Ontology annotation, molecular function: zinc ion binding; calcium ion binding. Lineage: Eukaryota; Metazoa; Chordata; Mammalia; Artiodactyla; Delphinidae.